This is a messenger RNA of Diabrotica virgifera virgifera (western corn rootworm), 20068 nucleotides long. Its product is annotated as peroxisomal N(1)-acetyl-spermine/spermidine oxidase. NCBI's taxonomy places the organism in Eukaryota, Metazoa, Arthropoda, Insecta, Coleoptera, Chrysomelidae. The coding region runs from base 74 to 1702 and encodes 542 amino acids. The transcript is spliced from 6 exons. Gene Ontology annotation, molecular function: polyamine oxidase activity. The record is from RefSeq and is a predicted model, not a curated record.
ACAAGUAGUUAUUGUGACACUUAACAGCUGAUGGGCCCCUCUAAUGUAACCACUGUUAAAAAUUAUAAAUAAAAUGGAACAGAAUGGGGCCCCGAAAUCAGAUAACAAUGUUUAUAACAAUAAAAUUAUUAUAAUUGGCGCCGGCAUGGCUGGUCUGUCGGCAGCUUACCAUUUAACCAAAAAUAAUUUUACUGAUUUUAAAAUUUUGGAAGCUCGCGGUAGGGUAGGUGGAAGAAUUGUGCAAAUUCCUGUUGGCACUGAAAAAGUGGAACUUGGAGCUAACUGGAUACAUGGAGUUUUAGGUAACCCUGUCUAUGAAUUGGCCAUGCAAAAUGGUUUGGUAGACAUUAUGGCAUAUCCAAAGCCCCACAAGUUAGUGGCAGCCACUGAGCAGGGAAAACAGAUACCAUUUUCCUUACUAUGUGAAGUUUAUGAAGCUUAUCUAUGCUUUUUAAAACGUUGCGAAGAGUAUUUUAUUUCUCAGUAUUCACCUCCUGAGGGUAUCGAUAGUGUGGGUGACCACUUAAGAUUAGAAAUAAGUUUGUAUUUAGAUAAAAUUAAGGAUGAUCAAGAAAGACAUUUACGAGAAUUGAUUUUUGAAUGUUUGUUGAAGAGAGAGACUUGUAUUUCAGGCUGUGAUGAUAUGAAUGAAGUUGAUUUGUUAGAAUUGGGGAGUUAUGAAGAGUUACAAGGAGGCAAUAUUGUGUUACCAAAUGGAUACAGCUCAAUUUUAGAGCCGUUAAAGAAUGCUAUACCAGAAGACAACCUGUUGGUGAGGCAUCCUGUGAAAACUAUAAAGUGGUUAGGGAAAAGGAGUUCCAAAUCUACCUCAAACACUGAAGACAGUGAUUCGGAUGAUUCAGACAGAACUGUUAUUGAAUCCUUACCAAAUUCUAAUGACUCUAGUCGUGAAUCAAGUUGUGAAAAAUCUUUAGGCCCCAAAUCUAAAGUAGAGGUAAUCUGUGAUAAUGGCAAGAAAUUCUUAGGUGAGCAUCUCAUUUGUACAAUACCGUUAGGAGUUCUUAAGCAUACUGCUACGACUUUGUUUCAACCACCUUUGCCUGAAUAUAAGCUAGAAGCAAUAGAUAGGUUACUUUUUGGAACUGUAGAUAAAAUAAUACUAGAAUAUGAUAGGCCGUUUCUUCAUCCCAGCAUCACUGAAGUAUUACUACUGUGGGAAGCAGAACCAGAAAAGAAUAGUGACAUUCAGGAAGAUUGGUAUAAGAAAAUAUACUCGUUUAUGAAAAUAUCAGAAACCGUAAUUUUAGGAUGGAUUUCUGGAAAAGAGGCUGAAUACAUGGAAACUUUACCAAAUGAUGUUAUUAUAGAAACUUGUACAAAAGUAUUAAGAAAAUUUCUUAACGAUCCUUUUAUACCCAAACCAAAAAGUUGUUUAUGUACCAGUUGGCACAGUCAACCCUACACGAGGGGUUCUUACACAUCAAUAGGCGUAGGAGCAUCACAAAUAGAUAUAGAAUAUCUAGCACAACCCAUUUAUGACGAAAAUGACAAAGAGCCUGUGCUUUUGUUUGCCGGUGAACACACGCACAGCAGCUUCUAUUCGACUGUUCACGGGGCCUACUUAAGCGGCAGAACUGUUGCACAAAUCCUUAUGACAACUGACAAUUCAGAAGAAAUCGUCGUCGAUUGUGGAGACGCCACGGACUUGAGUUCGUGGGUGCAAGGGAUUUGCCUAGAGUGAAAUUGCCUUAAAACAUUUCGUAAUUGUUUAUUUUGAAACGGUUGUUCUGUAGGAAAGCCGAGUGGUACUGAAGCGUAAGAUUCAAGUAAUUUUGGUAGAUUUUUUGAUUUGAAAGUAGAGCUACUGAUAAACAACGAUUUGUAUUAAGCGGUAUAGUCAAACGAAAGCCUUGAAAAGUUAAAUGCCAAAAGCUACCAUAAGCAGGUUCUUCGUUAAAUGAAAGAAUCCUCGCUUCUCUCAGAACUUAUUAGUAGUUAGUGUCUCAGUAUCUAUCUGCUAACUGCAGGAAUAUUUUGAUUGGUAUAUUUAUAUACUAAUAUAAUAUAAAUGGACGGCAGUAGGUUGUUGCAGAUGUUGUUCUACAGUAAAUUACGUUCUUAAAACUUUUUCAGCUUCACAAGCAUUGUUAACUUCACAUAUUUCACCUUACAAAAUCUUCCUCAUGAGAGAAAUUUUAAAUUAUCUAUUUACAUGUGCAAACAAUUUGUAACACUUCUUGUUAAUGUCGCUGUUAUUGCAGUAGUAUUCAAACCAUUUCCUCAAGUUCUUAAACUGGGAUAUUCUUCGUCUUCCCACACUUCUCUUUCCUCGAAUUUUGCCUUGCAUCACAUAAGUAAAGUACUCAAGUUGUUGUCUUUUAAUAGUUAAUAUUAUUUCCGCUUCAUAUCCUAUUUUUCUAUCCUUCCUGAAUAGCUAGACACUCACUUUAUUACUUUACAGUUGGUGAUCUCUUUUAGGUGGUUUCUUCUACAUAUAACAGAAUCGAUCUAAUUUUCCCUGCCACUGCAGAGUCAAUCACAAUGUUUUCCUCAUCAUUUCUUAUUCCCAUCCCUCAACUUACACUUUCUAUUCCCUCUCUUGUUCUACCAAUAUGCCCAUUUAAAUCACCUCUAAUAAAACACUUUUCAUAUAUACAGGAAAGUGGUACAGAUAUAUAAUAAUUACAUACUUACGGUGUCCUACAAGUAAUUAAAAAAAAAUAGUAAAUUCAAUUUUUAAAGUAAGUCUGGCUAGUCUUCCACAAUUAUGAUUUUUGUAUAUCCGAAAAUUAUGGAUAUAAUUAUCUUCGGUUUAAUAAAGGCAGUCAUAGUCCUUUUCAGAAUAAUUUUUUCUUUUGCUUUGACUUAUUGAAAAAGGCAGCCAGGCAUAUACUUUUAAGGGUUUUAUUUGAUUAUCCCCUGUACUAUUUUUUGUAUAGUAAUUUUUUUCAACUAAAUUAUUAAUAAUCUUGAAAAUGCUGCUGGAUAUCUUGUUUCAUAUAACAUAACCGAGUUUUUGGAUUAUGCGUAUAGGCUUCUAGAGAAAUUGAUAUACUUUGUUAAAAUAAUAGAUAAAUUAACAUAGUUGAAGAAAAAUAAAUACUUUACCUAUAUUUAGGUAUUCAAAUCAGAAAUUGUCAGCAAAAUCAGAAAAAAAAUUCAGUUGAUUUUUUUAGAUUAAUGCCUCAACAACUAAUGGCCGAUUAGUAGUUUAAUAAAGUUAUUUGAUCAAUAAAUCUGACAGCUCUGCAUUUCACCAACGGCAAAAAAGACAUAUUUUAUUGAAGUUGUACUUCUUUACGAUCGAGAGUGAAAUUUUAUAAUGCCGGGCGCAUGCGCACACAGACAGUAUGUAUUUCGUUGCUAAUCUUUCAAGAUAUGUAUGUAUCAGCGCAAAUGUCAUAUUAUAUCAUAUAAAAGGAUAUAUUAGUGUUCUUAGUAAAUUUAUUAUUUAUUAUAAUUUUUGUGUCUUUGUAUUUGUCUUCCUCGGGAAUAAGAUAUUUUAUAAUAAUAGUAAGUAUAUUUGACGACCCUAGAGGAAAAGGUGUAUAAGUGACAUUUUUGUAAAUAUUGAGAUAAAUGCACUUCUGAACUGGAAAUAUUUCAUUCUAUUUGGAGGUAAAGAGAUCUAAGCGAUAAAUCGUAACAGGUGCUGCUUUCUAGCGACAAGUUACUUAACCUCCAAGCCAACUAUGAGUAGGGCUUGGAGGAGAAGAGAUACGAGUGCGCUUGUACCCCUGUUCCACUGUGUCAGACUGUUAGUUGAGUUUGUUAUUAUUUCGGAUGGGUUGUGGAAUAGCUCUUCUAAAGCAAUUUUACUUUGUCAUUAAAGUAUUACUUUAUUGUAAACUGCAGUGUUUUACGUUAUUAUUAACUACAGUGCUUUUAAGAAGAGUUCGUGCUGUUUGUUUGAAGCUUUGAACGAGAUGGAUGUACGUAUCCUAAAAAUUGAAGGUAAGUUAAGGAAUACUGUUUGCUCCUACUGUUUAAAAUAGUUGACAAUAAAUAAGUGAGCACCUUUUCAUACGUAAGUGUUUUUAUUUAGCUCUGCAAGUAAAAAAUGUAACACACUUGUUAUUGGCUGAGUGUACACUUGUUAUUAAGAUCGCUAUUUAAGUAAAUUUGCAACUUUUUUAUUGAAAGUAAAAUAUUUAAGAAAUUUGAAAAUAGCAAUGAAUGUAAUGUUUUCAUUUUUUUGUAGAUCCAGCAGAUGAUCCGGAAGAAGAAGAUGGGAAUGCAGAGCCAGUGAUAGAGCAUUUACCUGCUAAUGCGUUUCCACCACCAAAGCAGGCUGGCAAGAAAAGGAUUCGGAGGCCAGAUGUAUGGAAAAAAAGCUUACAUGGACCAAAAGCACAAUAUUCAUGGAGCUAAAAAGUUACGAGAACUUCAAAAUCAUCAUUGUAGGUAUAAAUGUACCAAUAUUAUUUCACAAGAACAAAGACUUUCAAUUUGUAAAGAGUAUUGGUCAUUGGGUAACUGGAAUCUCCAAACAGCUUUUCUAAAUGAAUCCAUACAAAUUGAGCCUGUAAAAAAAAUCUAAAUGCAGUUAGCAACAAAGAGGUGUCAUGUGUUUUUAAUCUGGGAGGAUUUAGAGUAUGUAAAGAGUUUAUAAUUAAAACUCUUGAUGUCUCCAACAAACGUUUAUAAAAUGUAGUUGAAAGCAAAAAUAGUCUCCUCGGGCGAGACAUGCAUAAAUAAAAGAGGAAAAAAUUCACCCUCAAACAAAAUUUCUGAAAGGGCAAUUGAAAUCAUAAAAGAACAUAUUAAUAAGUUCCCUAAGUACACAAGCCACUACACUAGAAAUAAGACUCCGAAUAGGAGGUAUCUUCCUCAGGAGUGUAAUUUGAAAAUAAUGUAUAAACUUUAUUGUGAUUUCUGUAAGGAGGAAAAACAAGAAGAACCUGUAAAGGAAAGCUUUUACAGAAAUAUUUUUAAUACUCAUUUCAACCUUAGUUUCAAAAGGCCAAGUACAGACACCUGUGACAAAUGUGACAAAUUUCAGAUAAAAAUAAAUCACUGUUCGGCAGAAGAAAAAGAUUUAGCUCAGAGAGAAAAAGACUUACACUUGCGUAAGGCGGAAGCCGCCAGAAUAGCAAAAGAAGAGUGUCAUGACCUAAAGGAUCUAGCAAAGUUGCGUUCAUCUUCGACUUACAAAAAACUAUGCCAACUCCCAAUGUGUCAACGUCUAAAGCAUACUAUCUAAGGCAACUGUGGACGUAUAACUUAGGGGUCCAUAACCUAUAGAAUGGAACGACCCACUUCAUUAUGUGGCACGAAGGUCAGGCGUCACGUGGAUGUCAGGAAAUAUCAUCUUGUCUCCUAAAAUAUAUCGGAAGCCUUUCCCCAUCUAUAAAACACAUAACUACAUUUAGAGACAAUUGUGGAGGCCAAAACAAUAGUCAUCUGACAGUCAAAUUUUGGCUCUACAUUGUCAGAAACACUAAUAUUCAAACAGUGGAUCAUCGAUUUUUUAAAAGUGGCCAUUCUUAUAAUGAGUGUGACGAAAAUUUUGGUUUAAUAGAGUUAAAAAAGAAAGGAACCAAAAAGGACCUGUAUGUACCACAACAUUGGAUGGAGCUGGUAACUUCUACAAGUAGAAAGUUCUUUACAGUACAGAUGGAAAAUGGCGAUUUUUUAGAUUUUCAAACACUUGCGCCAUACUUCUAGAAAAACGUAAGUGGAAUACAGAGUAUGCAAUGGUUACAUUUUCAGUAGGACAAACCUUUAACCCUGUUUUACAAGAAAUCAGCUGGAGGUAGCAUGGAAGAGUUUAGUGAGCUAUCUAUGAAACCCACUCGAGUUGGCAAAAACACUGUCCUUCUGCCAGAUCUCUUACCAGUACCGAUUGACAGAAGGCCUCUCAUUAAGCAGGCCAAAUAUUCAAAUCUGCAACAGCUGCUUAACUACAUACCUCCAAUUUACCAUGAGUUUUUCACAAAUCUGCGACAUGAUGGUCAACAAGCUAAAGAACUUAUAAACUCAGAAGAAGCGGAAGUCGAAAAUGACGAGUUGGAACAUCAUUACGACACUGAUGCCGAUGAAUCAUAAAUCAAUUAUGUAUUAGUGUUAUGGUAAAGAAUAAAUUUGUACAAAAACUUUAUAAUCUUUUUAAAUGUUUUGCCUUUAUGUUACAAUUCUUAGAAGUAAAGGGGUACAAGUGCUACUUAGUAACAUAAAAAUGGCUCCAAAAUGAGUAAUGUUAAUAAAAUCAUGAUUUUUUGUUAUAAUUAAGAAUAAUAAUGCCUACAGUUACUAAACCGGUUAAGAAAAUCUACCAUUAAGAAAUCGUGGCAAUUAAAGUGAAAGCUGAACUUUGAACAGCGUUUACUCGAAAUUUACUUUUUGUCACUUAUACCCCUUUUCCUCUAGGGUCCUCAUUUAAAGUAUUUUUGUACACUUCACUUGGUCUAUUAAAUUUGUCAGUAUGUAUGAGAAAUCUUGUAACCUGUCAAAGCAAAAGGUAUAUAGCUCAGUGGUAGAGCGUGUGACCGGAGAUCAAGAGGUCCCGGGUUCAAAUCCCGGACGAUUCAUAUUCCUUUUUUUUUAAGUUAUACUUCUUUAGGCACGAGGGUAAAUUUUUUGUUUUACUGGGCGCAUGCGCACACCGACAGUAUGGUAUAAACGUUAUACGGGAUCUGAUUGGGUGUUAAAAUCAUCUGUCAAUAAUUGUUCAAUAUGGAGAUUUUGGAUAAACAAGUUAAUGUUGUGUAUAUUAGAAGGAGUCGCGGAAGAAGACGCAUCUCCUGGUUAAACAAUUUGAGAACUUGGUUUAAUUGCACUUCUGCUGAUCUCUUUAGAGCAGCGGUAUCAAAAGUGCGAAUUGCCGUGAUGGUUGCCAACCUUCUUAGAGGAGAUGCACAUGAAGAAGAAGAAUAUUAGUUUUUAUUGUUGUGAUGGCAGAGAAAAAAGCAAGUUUAUAUUAUUGUAGUGACUUUUUAAAUAGUUUUUUAAAAGCGACAGGUACGUAAUAAUUGUAAAUGUUUCAGUAUCCUAAUAAAAAAUUUCAUAGGUAGAUACCUACCUAUUUGGAAAAUUUAAAAAGAACCUACCAAAAUAGUAUGUAAUGCUUUGAUUUACAUAAUUUGAUUACCAUCAAAAUUUCUAUCAAUAUUCACCUAAUAUAUUGUUUUCUUACUCUAUGUUUUGUUGUAUUUUAAUAUUUCUUUCAAUUCUAAAUAAUUUCAAUUUAAAAUCAAAAGAAUUUGGUUAAAUUCAGAACCGUCAAAAGUUUAAUCCGUUUAGUUAGUUGAUCUUCGCACAUAAUGACACAUGGUCUCCGUGGGUAAAAGUUUAAGGUGAAUCAAUUUCAAUACUAACUGCGCUGAUAAGCGGGUUCGAACCCCAAUGGAAACUUUUAUUUUUUUAUUUUUUUUAUACAUUUUAUGAUUGUAAGUUUAUUUAUUAUAUAAUUUUUUUUUUUUCAGAAAAUACGUAUUUAGUUAAAAAUUUUUCCUACAUUGUUCAGAAAUCAUUUGUGGCAAUUUCCAAUGUGUUUGUUUGUGUGUGUUUUAUUCUUUUAUUAUUUUAAUUUUUGGCACUGUUUUAAUAAAAAUUUUUGAGAAGUAGUAAGUAUUAAACUUAGUUUAAUAUUUCAAUACAAUAUAAAUAAACUGCUUAAAGUAUAUUAAUUUCGUUGAAAUCGUAUAACAGAAGUAUAACUUCUUACGUGCGUACAAAGUACACACACACACACACAUUCUUUUUAUUUUAUAUUUUUGGUAUCGUUUUAAUAAAAAAAAAUUAAAAGUGGUAGGUAAAGAAAGUUAGUUUAAUAUUUAAAUAAAAUACAAAUAACCUGUUAAGUAUAUUAAUUUCGUUUAAAUCAUAAUAAUAGAAGUAUAACUUCUUACGUGCGUACAAAGUACACACACAUUCUUUUUUUUAUUUAUCAAAUAAAUAUUUACUCUUCGAAUAAAUUCACAAGUUAAUCUUACUUUAAAUAUUUCACAAAGAAAAUUCGUCAUUGAACCGUAAAUUAUCAAAAUUAUAUUGACACACAAUAAAAAUCGACUAAUAAAUUUUAUUCUACAAAUAACUAUUCAUUGAUUUAUUUGUUGUUGGUGAAACCGGCCAUUAAUUAAAUAAAUUCUUGACAUUUUUAAUAAAUAUACUUUUAAGUAUCAUUGGAUUCAUUAUCAUUAUUAUUCAGAAGGAUGCAUCCUCUGUUGGUUAUAGGCUUUCCCCGAAAAUAACCGUUCUGUCCUUUUGUAUGCGAACGAGUUCGAUAGACUUUGCAAGUCAUUAAACCCCAUCUGAUACAUUUUUAAGUGUGCCCUCUUAUCUUAUCUCUACUAUUUUUUUCUCGUGUUCCAUAUACAUAUUUGUCUACUAUCUCUAUUUGUAUUGAGCUUCGGAUUGACGUUUUAUUCUUAUGACUAGUUCACGAUUUUUUUUUCAUUUUGAAGAAAGCUGAUCUUUCCUUUUCGAUCCUCAUCUUAAUAUCUUAAUUUCCGUCGAGUGUUUCCACUGUUCUUUUUAAUUUGCACUCAAAUAGCAAAAGUUGGUGAUUUUUGAUACAGCUUGAUUCAGUGGCGUGCGGUGACUUUUUCGAAAGGGGAAGCCAUUCAAUAAGGAUAUAAAAAUAUUUUCUUAAGUGUCGAGGGUCGAGCAACUUUCCACCUGAUAACACUCUGAUGCGCAGGGGCUCUCUAUCGGCAAAGUACUUAAUUAUGUGAGACGUCCUGCGUACAAGGACUCACACACUAAAUCCGUGACGCGUGAAUGCGUGAGGCACUCUAUUCCCGCUAUUUCUAGUGACUAGUGACCUAUCAUUGAUCUGUAUUGCUAGCUCGGGCCUUGAGUCCUCGCGCCGGGCUUGGUUUUCUAAAGAAGAAUCAUAUUUAAAAAAAAAAUAUACUCCGAGGUAUUUUCCACAACACACAACUUUCACUAAAAUGACACUUAUUUAUACUCGAGGUCUAUUCUCCUAUCAACUUCUGAUAAUUGUUGAAUGCAGUCUUUUUUAAUGGAUAAUAGGGCUAACUUUCAAAGUCUGUCUUCGCUUGUUGAAUUUCUUUUAAACUCUUAAUUUGAACCUUUUAAUGCAUCUUAAUACUGCAAAACUUCGUUCAACUGAUGCACUUGUGGCUGGGAUAGUUAGUAGUACUAAUUCACACAACUUGACCACUUCACACAGCGACUUGUUUAAACCAGUAGUUAUAAAGAAAUCCCAGAUUUCUGGGUAUUUCUUUAUCAUUCAUGCCAGUUGUUUCAUACAUGAUACUUAACUGAGAAUGCAAAGCUGGGAUAUCAAAAAAUUUUCAUUAUUUAAUCGUAAUGACAUAAAUUCCUCUGUGGGAAAUUUUGAUGAAUUAUAAUUAGAAAUAUUAAGAUUAUAUAUAAUUCUACAAAUUUUAAAUCGUUAAAAUUUUGAAAGCUAGAAUGCAUUUGUUGUAGAAUAUUGUCAAAAGGUCUCUUUGUUUCCUCUGUUUUCUCUGUCUCUCUGUCUCCGAAAUUAUCAAUCUUCAUUAUUUUUCUUUCAUGUUCAAACCCCAUAUGUUCAGUUUUAUCCCAAAUAUUUUUAAACUGCUCUCGUUUUUUUAAUUAUCGUAUUAAUAAAGUCAUCAAUUUGUGUUAUACAAAAUGCAAUACCAUUUGAUUUCUGUAAAAUGUCAAAUAAAAGAUCAGUAAAAGGAAAUAUCUCUGCAAAAAAAUUUAAAUCGAAAUAUUCUUUAAGCGAAUGUAUGUAAUAACUAAGCACCCCUUAGCAGCAGUAACAGUCGGAGCAUCUCACUUUCGGGAAGGCGAUACGACGAGCGCUUCCAUGGCAUACCAAAAUUCGCGCGACUAGUGGCUGCGGUCAUUGAACCCUGACCAAUUUUAAAAGGGACAACUGCAUGACAAGCGGCGAUUUUGAGAUGCGCUUCUGCCAGGAGUGGACCAAAUAGUUGAAUUGUGUGCAUAUUGAGUUCGUUCGUACGCGAUUAAUUUUUAAUAUUUUUCAAUGCCUAUUGGCUAGGUAAUAUGUAGAUUAUUUGGAUUAGGGAAAAAAUUUUAUUAUUAAAUAUUAAUUACUAAUAUAUUUUCUUAUAUCGACGAAUAAAUAGGGAAGCGGCGCUUCCCCCGCUUCCAUGGACCGCACGCCUCUGGCUUGAUUAAAUAAUAAUUGUUCCGGUAUUAUCAUAUUUUUGUUUAUAACGAUGAAUUUUGUUUUUUUUAUGUUUAACUUAAGCUCAAGCCUACUUCUGCUACCCCCAAGACAAGCAUCUGCAGACCUUCUAGACUCUGCAAAAAUGACAGUGUCAUCAGUAUCUUAUGUUGUUCAGUCGUUCUCUAUUUAUAAACUUAUCGACAAGUGGUUUAUAGCAGAUGUAUCACACAAGAUAGGCAGAGUUAAAAAACCACUUUCGUUAAACACCAACUUUAUUUACAAUAUAUCAAUGAGAAAACCUAAUACAUAAUUAUAGUAAUAACGACCUAGCUUAACAUUGUUGCCCAUUUUAAAUAUCCAAAAGUCAAGUUUAAACAAAGAUUGACCUACUUUUGAUUAUGUUAUAUUUGCGAAACCUUUAGUCAUCGGUUUUGCAUGCAUUAGGUAUUUGUUGCAACGAAGGAUUGCCUUUCUAACCUAUUAAAAACUAAGAUAAGUUUAAACAAUCACUUUUCACGUUGCUGUCUUUGUUAAUGUAUUAUAGCAUUUAUGAAAAUUGUGUGAUUAACCAAAAUAUCUGGCAGACAUUUUUUUAGAUUAUUAGAAUCGUAUUCUUAUAUUUACGAGGCUUGUUCAAUUGAAACCCAUCUGGUCCAAAAUUUAUUGGCAAAGAUAUCUAAAAAUGCUUUUAUCAUUACAAUUAAGGGACAUAUCCCAUUGUUUCACGAACCCAUGUAUACCUUGUUUACAGCAUUCUUGUCGCUGUUUUUAGAAGAAUUCUUUUACGGCAUUUUUUACUUCUGCGUCCGACUGAAAACGAUUACCUUUUAACGCCUUCUUCAGUGGCCGAAAGUUGUGAAAAUCUCAAGGCAAUAAAUCAGGACUAUUGCGUGGAUACUCUAAUAUCCUCUAUUUCUUUCUUUGAAGAUUUUUUUUUUCAUAUUAGAACUUCACUAAUUUGGCAUCAUGAGGUUAUAGUCCAAGAGGCAGCGCUGAAAAAUCUCUUUGAAUUUACUAAAGCUACAUUUUUCACAGUUGAUUACUGUGAUUGUGUAGAGAAACAUACUCCGGUCGGUCAAGCGAAACGUAGAACAGGGGUUACUGAGAGGGUAUUAAAGUUGCUUUCCUACGAAGGUAAUUAAAUACAUUUACUAAGGCUGAAAAUCAGUACACACGUUCUAAAUUGUAAUAAAUAAAAGUUAUUAUAGUCGGUCAGCUGUAUGACGGGACAGAGCCGGUCGGUCGACCCCAAUGAAUGUUCUGGGUUAUUCACUAUAUUUUGACCCCCUUGUAAACUGCUUUAUUUACAGAAUUAGAAAAAAAUGUAAAAUACAAAAGUUAUUCGAUUUUUUAAUUAUGAUUUUUUUACCUAUAUAUCGUACUAGUAACGUCAUCCAUCUUGGCGUGAUGACGUAAUCGACUAUUUUUUUAAAAUGAGAAUAGGGGUCGUGUGCUAGCUCAUUUGAAAAGUCAUCUAUACAGUACUAAAGAUGUAAAUCAUACCUUUUAUAAUAGACCAGACAUUUAGCACAAAAUAAAUCAAUUUUUAAAUACAGCACCUAUAGUCCAAGAGGCAGGACUGAAAAAUCUCUUUGAAUUUACUAAAGCUAGAUUUUUCACGGUUGAUUACUGUGAUUGUGUAGAGAAACAUACUGCGGUCGGUCAAGCGAAACAUAGAACAGGGGUUACUGAGAGGGUAUCAAAGUUGCUUUCCUACGAAGGUAAUUCCAGUACACACAUUCUAAAUUAAAUAUAAAUAAAAAUUAUUAUAGUCGGUCAGCCGUAUGACGGGACAGAGCCGGUCGGUCAGCCCCAGUGAAUGUGCAGGGUUUUUCACUAUAUUUUGACCCCGUUGUAAACUGCUUUAUUUACAGAAUUAGAAAAAAAUGUAAAAUACAAAAGUUAUUCGAUUUUUAAAUUAUGAUUUUUUGACAUAUAUAUCGUACUAGUGACGUCAUCCAUUUGGGCGUGAUGAUCUAAUCGACUAUUUUUGUAAAUGGGAAUAAGGGUCGAGUACUAGCUCAUUUGAACGGUUAUUCAAUUCCCUAUUCAGUAAUAUAAACAUUAACAUGAUUAAUUAUACAGGGUGUCCAAAAAAAAUUUUUUUAAUUAAAUUAAUUGUUUAAUUGAUAAUUCAAAAUUUUUUUGGACCCCCUGUAUUAAUAAUGAUCUUAAUGUUUAUAGUACUGUAUAGAGAAUUGAAUAACCUUUCAAAUGAGCUAGCACACGACCCCUAUGCUCAUUUAAAAAAAUAGUCGAUUACGUCAUCACGCCCAGAUGGAUGACGUCACUAGUACGGUAUAUAUGUCAAAAAAUCAUAAUUAAAAAAUCGAAUAACUUUUGUAUUUUACAUUUUUUUCUAAUUCUGUAAAUAAAGCAGUUUACAAGGGGGUCAAAAUAUAGUGAAUAACCCUGUACAUUCAUUGAGGCCGACCGACCGGCUCUGCCCCGUCAUUCAGCUGACCGACUAUAAUAACUUUUAUUUAUAUUCAAUUUAGAAUGUGUGUACUGAUUUUCAGCUUUAGUAAAUGGAUUUAACUACCUUCCUAGGAAAGCAACUUUGAUACCCUCUCAGUAACCCCUGUUCUACGUUUCGCUUGACCGACCGCAGUAUGUUUAUCUACACAAUGACAGUAAUCAACUGUGAAAAAUCUAACUUUAGUAAAUUCAAAGAGAUUUUUCAGCGCUGCCUCUCCGUCUAUUACGCAUUAUCGUGCAGAAGAAUGCCACUACGUGAGAGCUUCCCUGGGCGUUUUCGUCGUGUUAAUUAAAGGAGCUUUCUUUAAGUUAACAACAAAACCAUUUUUAAGUGACAAUACAUAAGUUAAUCGCAGUCAAUUACAUAUGAAAGGAACUGAUCAGUGUGAUGAUCAUAAACAUAACUAACAUUGUAGAACAUGAGUUGAAUGAUUAUAACUGUUUCCAAGCCUAACCAGGCCAAAGAUGGGUUUCAAUUGAACAAGCGUGUGUGCAAUAUUUAUUUUAUUUUUAUUUACUAUCUGACAUGUAAUGUUAUAAAAAUGCACAAAUCAAAUUUAAAAGUAAUUUUAACUAUUUAUUUUAAUGAUGUAAACUUGUAAGUAAUAUAAGUAUAAAAAUGUGUUGAAUAAACUCUAAAGAAUCGUCGAUUUUUAAAUAUUAUAAUCUUUUAAUAAUAAAAAAUAUAAUUCUCAUACUGUUAAACAUCAAAAUAAUAUAUUUGUUAAUAUUAAAGAUCUGUAAGUACAAAAAUUAAUCUUAAAUGUUAUCUUAAAACGCAAAAAUCAUCGAUAGUACAUUUACAGUGAUGUGCGCGCUAAUAACCGGUAAUAUAACGCAAAAGAUGGAAAACGUAUUAAGUUGUGAGAUAAAAAGAAAUGAAAAUAGUAGAGGUGGGAAAUUAUCGGUAUUAACCUAUAUAACAUUACUACUUACGAUAGUUUCGCACCUUUAGACGUUAGAUAAGAGCUAGUUGACUUUAGUCAUAAGUAUGACGUUAACGUGACAUAAUUUUUUUUUUUUUAAAUAAUUUCGACGGAGCUUUUAGAACGAAUAGAAUGAGGAGUUUUUAAGCAAGGCUGUCCAGAAAUAAAUUGAAAUCAAAGAUUAUAAUUAAUGAGUUAAUCAUUUUACUUUAAUUUUUAAAAUAUUUUUAUUUAAAAACUAAUUUAAAAAUUAAACAGACACAGUUUUCCCAUUCCCUCAGGCAAAAAAUAUUCAGCUACUACCUUGUCAUAUUUUAACGUUUAGUUGUGUCAGUCGAAACGAAAAAAAAGCUAACGUCUAAAGGCCGGAAACCAUGGUAAGUGGUCAUGUUUUACAGGUUUAUACCGAUAACUAAUUUCAUAUCUUUUUAUAUUUCACAACGCAUUAUGUUGUCUAUCUUUUUCAUUAUUUUGACGGUUAAUAGCGUGCUCAUCACUGUAUAUUGCUUAAGUAACAAAUGGAAAACAAUGCAAAAUUUGAGAAAAUAAAUGUAUUGAAAAUUUCGAUGUACCAUUACAGUUACAGUUAUAACAAUAAUUGAAUUAUACAGUCAAGAAGAGGCAUGUAUCACUCAUUUCAAGGCACCACUACGGUUCUGGAUGUCACUCAUCAUUCGAUUUGGCAAAGAACUGACCACGUUUUAUAUGUCCCUUUGAGGAAAAUUGUAAGUUCCUCAGUAAGAGCAAUUCGAACCUCUUCACAUGUUGUUGGACCAAGUAUAUGACGUCUUAUAUGCCUUUUAACAAGGUUUCAUAUAUGCUCAAUAGCAUUCAGGUCUGCACUUUGAGCAAUCCAGUCCAUUUUUGGAAUAUCAAUAUCUUCAAGAUAAAAAAUGAAAAAACAAUAUAUUAUGGUAUAUUUUUUUAUUUAAAGAAAAAUUUAAAAAUCAUCCAGAAGGAUUGUAAAUCUUCAAAACGUUUUCGAUCCAGUCGAGCCAUCAUCAAUGAAACAUCUUGAUGGUAGUUGAAACUAGACACAUUUUAAGUUAUACAUAUCUUUAAAUUACAUGAUAACUGAGACAAAAUUUAAAAUUAUAUUAACACGAGGUCGAUGUUAAAGGAUUCACUUUAAAGAAACAUCAUGAAUAUAUGUUUUACCCUUCUAAUUGUCUUCAUUCGCUAGAAAAAUAUCAACUAUGAUGUAAACAAAAUGAAGGAUACAAAAACUGGUCUACCUACAACGUUGCCAAAUGUACAACAACGUGGCUUGCGAAGUAGAGAUGACUUUGACUUGGUUAAUAAUUUCUGGAACGAUGAUGCUUUCUGAAAGUAGUUAACUAAACUACUAAACGAUAUUUGACUUUUUUUAAAUCUCAAACAACAAAAGUAUCUUGCUUUCGACAGGUACUAUAAUUACAUUAAUUAUUGUUGUUGCUGUAAAUAUGUAACAGAUGUCGUAUGUUGGAACUCAAAUAUUAAAAUUGAAAGCAAUCCGUUAUCACGUAAGGCCCUUCAUCACACUGUCAGAACUAACGAAAAACGUUAAAUAAAACUAUUAUAACUAUUUUUCAUUUUAAGAAAAUGCUAUCGAUGAUUGUGACGUGCUCUAUCGAAAUAUCUGCUUUUUAUGUAUUACACCAUUUGAAUCGUUUUGUAAUUUAUCGCUAUCAUCAGUAGCUACAUUCAAUUAAUUUCACCAUCGUUAAUAACCACACAAUUGUAGAUUUUCUAUACUUUGUUAUCAUUGUAUCAUGUAAUUCGGUGUUGCCAAAUGUGCUUUAUGAAGCAGUUUUGUAAUUUUUAAUAUUAUAAAUCUUCCAGUGAUUGCCUAAAAUUAUUUUGCAUAUCGAAGAUAUUCUUGAUUUACACUACUCCAAUAAAUUAACGCAUCAUCUUAAAUUUUAACAUUUUUGAUGUCUUUAAUUUCCUAAACCUGUUGUCCUGAUUUUUUUAAUAUUAUUUAAUAAUAUCGCUGUAAUAAUGUUGUUGCUAGACAGGUAAAUGUCAUUGUAUAUCGGAUGUAACAAUCAUACUGUGUUUUUUUAAGUUCGGAAUACCCUGUGGAAUGUUCUAGCAUUUUAAAAACUCAAUUGUAGCCUUAGGCUUUCUUAACAUUUUGAUUUUUAAUUCAUUCGCUUAUGUUCGAUAAUAAAAGAGAUAUGUACUUAGAGAUAUUACAAAUGAUGUUUGUUAUUUUGGUAUUGAUAAAUAUCAUUCCAAAUCUCGAAAGCUACUGUUUCUACCUCUUGUAAGGUUCUAAUUCUAGGAGGUGACAAACGCUGUCGUAAUCUUCUGCCAAUUAUGUCCUACAAAUGUUCGAUCGGGUUCAAAUCUGGACUAUGCGGUGGCCAAUUCAAAGUCCGAAGAUUUACCUGUUGUAAAUAUUUGGUUACAGUUCGUGCAACGUGAGGUAUUGCAUUAUCGUGGAUUCGCAAAAAAAAAUGUUACCAAUAUAAGGAGCCGAUAGCAUGGUAGCUAAGUCCUUCGUCAUGUAAGGUCACUGGUUGAACACACUCAUUGCUGGUCAAAUUCCUUGUAGCGCGUUCCAUUUCCACCAAACACCAAAAAAAAUUACGGACUUAAUUAAAACUUUAAAUAAUAAAUCUACUAAUUUUCACAACAAAUCAGACACUUUUUGACUGUUAACAAAUUGACAUUUAUCAAAUUAUUAAUUUUUCAUAGCUUGCUUUAGGCUUGUAUAUUAAACUAAGCAGAAAAUGAAGAUAUAUUAAAAAUGAAUAACCAUUUUCAAUUUCGUUGCAAAACGAAAAUACAGCCGAACCAUAUUCUAGUCCAAUCAGAGAGUGCAGCAAGCACCUCUACCGGUUUCGAAACUUAUUAGUCUCUCAUCAGGAGGCACAUAUGCUGCUCUCCCUGAUCCAACCAAAACAAACCCCAGCGUGCAGUCCCGGAUUGCAACGAACGAAAUGGCAUAGAUGCCCUAGCGGCAACUGCUACAACAAGACUAAGUUUUCACUCUAAUGGCAUAUAAAACAACAUAAUGCUAUUCUACACCCCACCAGAAUGAAAACAAUGGGAACCUUCUCUGGUUACACCUCCGAGGCUUCUACAAUAUUCAAGCCAUACGGAUGCUGAGACUAAGGAACAUGAGGGAAUUCUACAAUUUACAAUUCACGUCCCAUCUGCUCAGCGCGGUAAAGUUCCAACGGGAAUGGUUCCCUUCAUACUCCAAUCAGAGUAAAUGUAUAGGGCAUCUAUGCCAUUUCGUUCGUUGCAAUCCGGGACUGCACGCUGGGGUUUGUUUUGGUUGGAUCAGGGAGAGCAGCAUAUGUGCCUCCUGAUGAGAGACUAAUAAGUUUCGAAACCGGUAGAGGUGCUUGCUGCACUCUCUGAUUGGACUAGAAUAUGGUUCGGCUGUAUUUUCGUUUUGCAACGAAUUUGAAAAUGGUUAUUCAUUUUUCAUUUACAUUUACUCUGAUUGGAGUAUGAAGGGAACCAUUCCCGUUGGAACUUUACCGCGCUGAGCAGAUGGGACGUGAAUUGUAAAUUGUAGAAUUCCCUUAUCUUCCUUAGUCUCAGCAUCCGUAUGGCUUGAAUAUUGUAGAAGCCUCGGAGGUGUAACCAGAGAAGGUUCCCAUUGUUUUCAUUCUGGUGGGGUGUAGAAUAGCAUUAUGUUGUUUUAUAUGCCAUUAGAGUGAAAACUUAGUCUUGAAGAUAUAUUGAUGAAAAGCAUGGCUAGUUGUUAAAGUAGCUAACUUUUUUAUUAUCCAACAUAAGCGAAUGAAUGAUAAAACAUAAUGUUAAGAAAAUCUGAGGCUAUAGUUGAGUUUUCAUUUCAGUAUUUUAUAAAUUCUAGAAUAUUCCACAGGGUGUUGCGAACUUUAAAAACAAACACAGUUUGAUUAGUAUACCCGGUAUACAAUGACAACUAACCUGUCUAGCAACAAUUUUAUUAUACCGAUAUUGUUAAAGAAUAAGGUUAUAGAAUAUUAAAAAAAUCACAAAUCGGACAACAGGUUUAGGAAAUUCGAGACAUCAAAUAUGACCAAUUUUUAAGGUGUUGCGUUAAUUUCUUGGAGAAGUGUAUUUGGAUUUGAAGUAACAAAUUAUAGAAUUUAUAAAGUUCACUAUUGGAUUAUAUUCCUGAGUUUCUGCAACGGAUGAUUUCUGUAAUAAAUUACUAAAAUGUCGUUUUUACGUGACUCAUUUGUUAGUUCCGAUCAAAGUUAGAUUCACUUAUACCUAGCUUUUUCAUAAAUGUAACGAAAAAGAAAUUUGGUCGAUAAUUCGGAUAGGUAGGUAAAGAGGACUGAAAAUUAAAUAGACGAAUUAAAAUUUUCCUUGUUUGCAUCAUUUUGAUACCAUUUAAUUUGUAUUCCUUACGAAAUAUUUCUUAAGUCGGAAUGAAAAGUUCUUUCAAUGAUAUUAAUUUUCUUACAUAGUAUUCCAUGAAGGAAAAUUUCACUUUUAAUGUUUACUGAGUCGGCCAGUUUCCCUGAUAAAUGCAUCAAACUGAGAAAAGAAACGUCACUAAAGUGAUAGGAGGUGUUCAUAUAUAUUCCGGAGAAUACGGAAUUACACUUUAGUCCAGGAUUCUUUACCCCUGCGUCAUUAGUACCUGGCGAGAUAAAACACAUACUUUUUAUCUAGCAUCAUUCUCUUCCACUUCUUUCCAAUGGAGCAUUCUCUUCCACUUAGCAUCUUCCAAUGGAGAAACAUUGUUAGGAAUAUUGGAAGAAAUCACGAUCCUCACUAAUGGGGAAACGACAAGAGAGAGAGAGAGAGAUUCUCUUCCACGCAUGAAACUAAAGACAAACCAGCUACCGCCUGUUAUUAAGUAAAAACAUAUGUCUUCAUUUUGUGAACGCUCUAGACUCAGUACGUUGAAAAAAGAUGGGUACAAAAAAAGACGUUUGGGCAUGUUUUCGGAUUAUAAGUACAAUAAUUUGUGACGUUUUGGUUUGUUUACUUUUGUGACUGUCAGUCUGUUGAAUUUUUGCUGUUUUUAUCGAAUUUUUGCAUUUUGACGCUUUUUUAUUACACAAACAGUUGAUUUCACAACUAAUUUUAUAUUGGAGUUUGAAAUUUUAUGUAAGUGAAUUUAUUAUUAAUUUUUACAACAUAAAACUAACCUCAUUCACACAUUUAAGGAAUGGCUGUGUUUACGCUUUCGCCAAAGUGAAUAAAAUUACAAAAAGAAAAUAUGUUAUUGAAUUUUCUUAUAAAUUAUUUAUUUAUUUAUUAAUCGCUAAUGAUAUUAAAAGAAUUUAUUAAGCCACUUCAAAUGUAGCUUUAAUUCUACACCAAAAUUUAAAAGCAAAUCUUACAGUUUUUGACAUUCUAUUUAUUUGAUAACGUCAAAUUUUAUAAUAUGUAUAACCCGUGAUCGGAGCAGUAGCAACUUUCUGUCACUUGCUUUUGCGUUUAGUAAACCGACUUAUUUCAUAUGCUUUAACUGAUGACGCAUGGGUAAAGAACCCUAGACUCAAGUGUAGAUUAACGCCUAAAAACCGUUUGCAAAAAUAUAUUAAAAUUAUUUUAAAAUGUCCAAUUUGAAAAUUGAAGAUUUUUGUGAAUUUUUUUCCUAGCUCAACACUUUCGGUCUUAAGCUCUCAAUGGCUUAUGGAUAAAUUUAAAGGACCCAAAAAUUAAAAUGUCACAAAACAAGAACAAUUUCGCUUAAAUAGUCUUUAUUUCUGACAUUGGUGUAGAGGCCAUAUUACAACAGAUUUAUUGACUCCUAGUCAGAAAUUCUUAAAAAAACAUUUUGUGAAUAAUAUAAUAGAAUUAGUUUCGGGGAUUUUUCCAAGAAGUAAAAUUCGUUGUAUAGUAUGGGACAGAAACUUGAACCCUUACAAGGAAGUAUGAAGAUCAGCUAGGUAUAUAGGGAAAAAAAUUAAAGAGUAUAUUCGAAGAUAACGGAAGGACAAUGAGUAGUCAUGAUAUUUUGAGAACCUGGCCUGCCAACAGAGGUCAAAUCAACCAAGCUAGGAUGAGCAGGUCACAUUUAAUUAAUGCCAGAAGUGCGACCAGUUAAUAAACUCUACCGAGGAACACCGGGAGGCAAAAGACGUUGAGGAAGAUCUCGUAUAUAAUCGGCGGAUUCGAAGAUUUAAUGAAGCUGAGUCUGAAGUUGGCGAAGAGUCGCUCAAGGUCGAUUUGCUUGGAGACAGAUAGUUGGUAAGACCCGGGCUUACCAUGGGCCAUGGAGUACUUACUAAAAAUUGAUAAUAUCUGCGAUGAUAAUCUAAUGCCGAAAGUAUUUGUAGAAAUUUAAUAUUUUAUAAGUUUCAAACACACAUAUUACUUUGCUUUAUCUUUCCAUAAAUUUUCGUCAGUAUCUACCCAAUGCAUAUUUCCUUUCAAUUUUUCAAACAUAGUUUUAUAAUUACAGUUUCUAUUUUAUCAAUAUCAUUCUUAAGAUGGAUCACUAGACGACAUCUAAUGUGUUUAAUUACACUCCAUAUAUUAAGUGAAAUUUAAGUUAUUCUUUUCUUUUGUAUUAUUUGUUUUGUUCAAACGGCAACUUUACUUAAUGAAAAAUUUAUAAAACUGCUAAUCAUCACAUUUUUUACAUGAAAUGGUUUAGUUAUAUCGCUUAUGCUAGUCAUUUAUAAUAAUAUUGUUUAUAAUAAAUUGUCAAAAAACUAAA